GCAUGGUUUUCAUGGUGAGUUUAUUUUGUCGUUACAGUAUAUCGUGAUUUUUCCUACCUCUUUUGGCUGCAUUGUAGCUAACGUUAGCGACAUAAUAUUACUAUUAGCAGUUAGCUUAACCUAAUAGCAUGUCACCACGGACAUGACAGCGGGGCAGAGACGGGGUGCAGUGAAGUCCUGUCGUUAAAAGUGGAGUUGGUUGUGAAUUGUGAGGUUUUUAUGGGCCAUUAUGUCCACAAGGAGGAUGAGGAAAAAGCCUAUAGAUGAUGCAAAGACAUACAUUCUGUCUUGCACUGACAAGGAUGGGUUUAUGCCGAGAUUCAUUGACCAUUACAAAGGAAGAGGAGUGUUUGCCACACACCCCAUUGAACCCGGGGACUUCGUGUUGGAGUACAGGGGUAAACUCCUCACACAGGUGGAAUGCAAGUCAAGAAAAUACUCAGAGAUUGAAAGCACAUUUCUCUUUGACUUUCAGUGGCAGAAUCAUCACUUAUGCCUGGAUGCAUCUGAAGAAGAUGGAUCUCUCGGAAGAUUGGUCAAUGACAACCACAAAAAUCCAAAUUGCGUUAUGAAAAAAAUCAUAGUUGACGACAAACCACAUUUGUGCCUUUUUUCUCUGAAGAAAAUAGAAAUAGGAGAUGAAAUUGAUUACAACUAUGGCGAUUCAAAAUGGCCUUGGCGCAGUAAGUUGAAAAAAAACCAAGCUCCAGCCGCAGCAUUAGAGAAUGAGACUAGCCCUGUUCCUCAGAUGCUAAAUGAUGGACCAAACCCAGAUCAGACCUGCACACAGGUGAAAGGCCUUCAGACUCCAGCCGCAGCAUUAGAGAAUGAGACUAGCCCUGUUCCUCAGAUGCUAAAUGAUGGACCAAACCCAGAUCAGACCUGCACACAGGUGAAAGGCCUUCAGACUCCAGCCGCAGCAUUAGAGAAUGAGACUAGCCCUGUUCCUCAGAUGCUAAAUGAUGGACCAAACCCAGAUCAGACCUGCACACAGGUGAAAGGCCUUCAGACUCCAGCCGCAGCAUUAGAGAAUGAGACUAGCCCUGUUCCUCAGAUGCUAAAUGAUGGACCAAACCCAGAUCAGACCUGCACACAGGUGAAAGGCCUUCAGACUCCAGCCGCAGCAUUAGAGAAUGAGACUAGCCCUGUUCCUCAGAUGCUAAAUGAUGGACCAAACCCAGAUCAGACCUGCACACAGGUGAAAGGCCUUCAGACUCCAGCCGCAGCAUUAGAGAAUGAGACUAGCCCUGUUCCUCAGAUGCUAAAUGAUGGACCAAACCCAGAUCAGACCUGCACACAGGUAUUUACUGUCCAAGGAUUUUCACUGGUUGAUUAUCCAUAUAGUGAUGAAACUGAUGAGGAUGGUAUGGAAAACGAACCUCCCACCCCACACCUGGAUGUCAUUUUAGGGCAGAAUGAUAUUGGCCCAGAUGUUUCAAAUCAUUUGUACGAUUCAGAUGAAACUGUUGUGAAAGAAACUUGUGAUGAGGCUUCUCCAAGCAACCAUUCCAACAAUCAAUCGGAUGAUGAACUUGUUCCACCACUGAGACGCACAAAAAGCAUUAUGAUGGAUAGAGUACAAGAUUUUACCCACAGUCUCUAUGAUAGUGACAGCCCAGAGGAGACUACUUUUUUUAAGCCUGAAAGGGAUUCACAGAAGCUGAGAAGAAGGUCUUGCCGUCCCAUUCAGAUGAAUCUCAUGGAAUCGGAUGACUCAAACUUAGGUAGCGAAGAGGAGUAUAUUCCAAAUCCCAUAGAUGAAAGCACAGAAAGUGAUAGCAGUAUGGAAUUAACCCUGGGAAAGGAAAAAAAGAACAAAGGUGCAUCAUCCAGUCAGAGCAAGUUUAAGCCCAGAGAGAGAAGUAGAUCCUCCCGAGAGAGUAGAAGCGAGUCCUCCAGACAGAGCAAGUCUAAGCCCAGGGAAAGUGGAAGUAGAUCCUCCAGAGAGAGUGGAAGCGAGUCCUCCAGACAGAGCAAGUCUAAGCCCAGGGAAAGUGGAAGUAGAUCCUCCAGAGAGAGUGGAAGCGAGUCCUCCAGACAGAGCAAGUCUAAGCCCAGGGAAAGUGGAAGUAGAUCCUCCAGAGAGAGUGGAAGCGAGUCCUCCAGACAGAGCAAGUCUAAGCCCAGGGAAAGUGGAAGUAGAUCCUCUAGUCAUAGCCAAUUUGACUUUAGCCAGAGAAGACUUUUGGAAAGAUGUCAUGAUCCCACACAAAGAUUUCCAAAUAGCAGAGUUGAUGGGAAUGAAAAGGAAAUCGCAACAUAUUCUGAAAACAACGUUUCAGUGCCCCUGGAAGAAGAGCAGUAUAUCAUUGUCAGUCCAACUUUAAAGAAAGAUGAUGGAUCCAGAAGCUAUAACAAGAAACAUUUCUGCUUUUAUUGCAGGAAGUUUGUCCAGAAAAUGUCAAGACACUUGUGGCGUAAACACCAAGAUGAAUUGGAUGUUGCGAAAGCAUUCAGUUUUCCAAAAAACUCAAAGGAAAGAAAACUACAAUUGGACUACAUACGAAAUAAGGGAAAUUUCGAGCACAACAGUCAUGUUUUGGAAACACAAAAAGGAAAACUAAUCCCAUGUAAACAACCAGGAAAAAAAUCAGAGGGACAUAAAUUUGCACAUUGCAUUCACUGCUAUGGGCUGUUCUCAAGAAGAGCGAUGUGGCGGCAUUUCAAGGUCUGCAGCUUCAAACCCGAAAGUACUAAACCAGGUAAAAAUAGAGUUCAGGCAUUGUGUGCUUUCGCUGAACCUUCUCCAUCGGAAUAUACAGACGCGUAUUGGAAGUUCUUGAGUGUAAUGAUUCAGGACAAGAUUGCAGUUGCAAUUAAAGGAGACAACUGCAUCCUCAAUUAUGGUUUCAGGUUGUUCAAAAAGAAUGAGAAGAUAGUCAGUCAACACCAGUAUAUACGCCAAAAACUGAGAGAACUUGGCAGGCUUUUAUUGGAAGCUAAAAAAAUCACACAUGUGAAGACCAUUCAAGAACUCAUCAAACCUGAACAGUACUCCCAGGUUGUCAGAGCUGCAAAGAACCUAUCUGGAUUCAGUGAGGAAACUGGCAUAUACCAAUGUCCCUCUCUUGCACGCAAGGUAGGGCACAGCCUGCAUUCGUUGGCUAUGUUUAUCAAGUCUGAAGGACUGAAAAAGAAAGAUAAAGAAACCAUUAAAGAUGCUGAGGAGUUUGCACAGUUGUAUUUAGAGAGUUGGAGGUUUGAUAUUGCAGGCCAGGCAUUAACCCAGCUUAACCGGGCCAAAUGGAAUGCACCGCAACUUUUACCUCUUACACAAGAUAUCCAAAGGCUACAUUGCUAUCUAGAAGAAAAACUGCAGCAACAUCUCAAAGAUUUAAAAGAACAUCGUUCAUCCACAAAUUGGAAGGAACUUGCAAAAGUAACGCUGACUCAAGUUAUGCUUUUUAAUCGGCGGAGAGCAGGUGAAGUGUCCCGAAUGCGCCUGUCUGCAUACUUAUCGAAGGACACAUCAGAGGAACAGGGAGAUGUAAAUUUGGCCCUCACAGCGCUUGAGCAGAAGCUCUGCAGGCAUUUUGUGCGAAUAGCAAUUGUUGGAAAAAGAGGAAGGAAGGUUCCUGUUCUUCUAACCCCAUCAAUGAGAGAAUCACUUGAUGCUCUUACUGAGAGCAGAGAAGAAUGUGGGGUGCUGAAGGACAAUGAAUAUCUGUUUGCAUUGCCACAAUCUGACCAUUACCUCAGGGCUUGUGACUGCUUGAGGCAAUUUGUCAGUGAAUGUGCAGACAUAAAAAAUCCUCAAGCGCUAACAUCAAUUCAACUGAGGAAACAUAUUGCUACCCUGUCUACUGUUCUGAACCUUAAAACCACCGAGCUCGACCAGUUGGCAGACUUCCUUGGUCAUAAUAUCGCUGUUCACAGGAAACACUACAGGCUCCCAGAAAGCACCCUACAAUUAGCCAAAGUAAGUAAAGUCCUUCUGGCAAUGGAACAAGGACGCCUAGGAGAUUACAAAGGAAAGAGCCUCGAUGAAAUACAAGUCGAUGUAAAUGAGACCAUUGACAUGGAGGGACCUUUAGCAGAGGACAUUGAAGAUGUCAGUAUGCUAGGAGAAGAUGGGUCAGAUGAUGAGGUCAGCAUGUCAUCCACGCAAGAAUGUACCUCCACAUCACAAAGUCAAAACCAGGGAGUGUCUGCCACCGAUGUCAGUAUGCCAAGAGAAGAGGGGUCAGAAGAUGAGGUCAGCAUGUCAUCCCUGCAAGAAUGUUCCUCCACAUCACAAGUCCAAAACCGAAGUGUGUCUGCAAAAAAGAGAGGAAAACAAACGGCCGUCAAAAGAAGCUGGACCCCAGACGAGUGUGCUGCAGUGGACACACAUUUGAGGAGAUUUAUUGUAAUGAAUCAAGUUCCUGGUAAAGAAGAGUGUCAGCGCUGUAUUACUGCAGAACCUCAAGCUCUCAGAAACAGGGACUGGAAAGCAGUUAAAUAUUAUGUUAAAAAUCGCAUUACAGCCCUGAGAAGAAAAGUCUAGUGUACCUAAUGGAACUGAGGUAAAACCAAAACAUUAGAGGUAGGAUCUUAAAAUGUUUUGUAUUUGGUUGUGUUCUGUUGUAACCUUGUUGUUGUUGUUGUAGGGGUUUGCUCAGGUUUUAUGGCUGUCCAGUGGCCUACAAAUAUACAGUUAUACAAUAUACAGUUCUUAUUUAAU
Messenger RNA from Carassius gibelio (silver crucian carp), 4663 nucleotides. RefSeq lists its product as uncharacterized. Gene Ontology annotation, molecular function: protein binding. Bases 230 to 4486 code for a protein of 1418 amino acids. The record is from RefSeq and is a predicted model, not a curated record. The transcript has 17 exons. NCBI's taxonomy places the organism in Eukaryota, Metazoa, Chordata, Actinopteri, Cypriniformes, Cyprinidae.